AUGGAAGUUAAUGCGGGCACUAUUGGCAAGCGGAAUAGUAAGGCAAGCUUUAAAUUCAAUUCCUCAAACGAUGGUGUGCUGUUACAUCUGCACCAUACCGUGCGGAAUCAGACCGAUGGAACCGUGGUAAGAAUACGAUUUACAGCGGCGGGAUUCAGCUGGAACAAUGAACGAUUGAUCGCGGCAGAUCAUAGGGAUAAUGUUUUUGUGUUCGAUUUAGUUGAUCAGCGGUUUUGGAUGCUACAGGAACGGCUUGCCAGAAUAACAGUGAUUGAAGGACUCUCCGGCGGUAAUCUGGUUGCCCUUGGAAACAAGGAAGGAAUGGUGUUUAUCAUCGAUUUGGAUACAAACAGUUGUGUUCGUAAACUUAAUGCCCACCCGGGACGGAUUGUACAUCUGACAAGUACACCCCAAUCCGUACCAAAGCCACACUCCAAACCAUCCAGUGCCGAACCAUUCGAACGGUACGAUCGUCGAUAUCUGCUGGCAGCAUCGCAAGACGGUGCGAAACUGUACUCGCUCGAUGAUUUCUCCGAACUGUCACGCAUUAGUUACGGUUUGGCAUCUAAUAAUUCAUUCCGCCCGAACGCCUGGCACUGGUUCGCCGGUUCCAACGGUACAUCCCUGAUUAGCCACAACACCAGCGGGAUUAUCAGAGCCUACCGGAUCAGUUUCAAGCAAGCCAAAGAGUUAAACGUCACACGGCUUAUCGAGCUUUAUCUUAAGAACACACCACCUCAAACGAUCGCCUUUGACCGGCUGGAGCCGGAUAAUGUCGAGCUUAGCGUGAAACGGUUCAUUGAAGUAUCGCCAGUCGCCGGAAGGCGCAUAAUAACCGCACAACCAACCACCGACGGUCAAUACUAUGCAGUACUGUACGGUCACGGUACCUUAGCCUUUCUGGCGCUCGACUCGUGGCUCAUCUGUCGGGUGGUUGCAUUUUCAAAUUUGUUUAUCACACACUUUGCAUUCGUACCGGUGGCCAAUGGUCGCAACGGGUGCGAUACCGGCAGCGGUCGUGUACGGUGGCCAACGGUUGCGUGUGCCCUUACUAUCCGUACCGCUGACAAUGAUUUAAUGCUGCUAAAAUUCGGUGGCACAACUACGAAUAAUAUGCCCCUGCUACGACCACUAACGAAGCGGGCCGAACAUAAUUGCUAUAAAUUUGGGAUCGCUCCCAACGGACGGAUGCUGGCCAAUGUUUUGAGCAGUGGUGAGGUGUUGCUACACAACCUGGAAUCGUAUCAGGUGGGGAGUGGUUCCGAUGCGAUUCCAAACGGCAACAGAUCCCGUACAAUGUACAAUGGUAAAACCGUGCGACCGGAUGGCACGUCGUCCAGUAGCAGCAGCAGCAGCAGCAGUACGGUGAUGAUGCAGUCCGGUACAGGGAAUGCUGGUUUGCGGUCACCACGCAAACUGAAACUCGAACAACAAAUAAAUGCCCUCCAAGAGCAGCUAUCGAAAACACUUCCGAAGCAGCGUUUGCUACCGAUACUGAAGGAGUAUGGUGAAUAUCCGACAAAGUAUCGUGCCACGAUUUGGCGCACGCUGCAGGAACUGCCGGGCAAUGCGGAAAGCUUCGGUAUGCUGCUGCAGCGCGGACCUCAUCCGUGUGUGGCCAGCUACGAGCAGCGUUUCGCCGGUUACGAUCAGCGUACCGUGCGUAACCUAAAGAAAACCGUUUCCUGUCUCGCACACUGGUGUCCCGUGUUUGGGCUUAUCGAUUACAUGCCCAGCUUUGUGCUACCGUUCGCCCGGCAGCAACCGAACGAUGCGCUCGGAUUGUUUGAAACCGUCGCAACGGUGCUGGUGAAUCAGUGUCAGCUAUGGUUCGAGUUUGCCCCGCUGGAACCGUUCAACUACCUGGCGAUGGUGGAGAAUGUGCUGGCCGAGUGUGAACCACGGUUGAUGGCAUUCUAUCGCCGGCACAAUGUUGCGUCCCGCACGUACGUGACACCGCUGAUGGAGACGGCCUUUGCACGGUGCUGCAGCGACGACCAAUGGCUAGCCCUGUGGGACCACGUGCUGUCGAAUGAGUCGUACUUUCUGGUGUUUCUCAUCGCCGCGUACAGCAGCCUCCAUCGGGGCACACUAAUGGCUGGGAAUGGUGCAGCAAUAGACAAAUUUUACUUCCAUCCAUCGAACUCGCUCGAUGUGCGACGGUUGGUUUGCCGUGCACACGAUCUAAUGGAACGCUGCUCCGACGCUACCCAUCCAAGGAAUUACUUUAAAUCCUUCGUACCGCUAAGCACAACUGGUCGAGCGGAUACGCUGCGUGAGAAAACCUACCACCGGAUGGAGAAGUACCGCCAAGACUCCGCUGCUCGACCAUUGCGCGAUCAGUGCCCUCCGAUGACCACCGGAAAACCGGGAGUUUUUCAUAGCGCGACUAAUAAUGCUAUUGAUUUCUCGUCACUCGGCAGUAAUUCAUCGAACCAUCGGUCACCGUCCGCAUCGUCGGCCGGCGGCGAAUUGGUUGAUGCGUGGGAAAAAGGAUCCACCCGGACGUACGUUAGCUUUGCUAACUUUCCGAAAAAACUAACCGAAGUCCGGUGCACGGAAACGACCGCCCUGCAGGCGGAACAGCGUCGACUGGAGGCGAAAAUUAUCGAACUGGAAAAGCUGGAGCACAGCCUGCAGGACCGUAUGGUGAACAACUUGAUACGCCAGGAACAUGCGGAACGCGUGCAGGAAGUGGAACGCAAUCUGGAGGAAGCAAUCGCGCGCGAGGAACAGCGUGUUGAAAUGCAGCGGAAAUUAUUGCUGCUCCACCGGAAGCAGCUGCGCGAGCGAGAAAACGAACUUUCCCUAGACGUGCACAAUGCCAAGCUCAUCAGUGACGCCACAGUACGGGAGCGGGAACUUGAUGCGCUGUUGAAAAAGUUUGAGCGCGAGCGACAACGGGAAGAGACCGAUCUACUGUUCGCCGAAGAGGACAUCAAACUGAAGGAGCUGGAACUGUUGGCACGGUACAACAGUGGCCCGGUAAAGGUGGCCGUCUCCAAGGGAACGUCUGCCGAUGAACGUCCGCUCGAUCAGCGGUACCAGGUGGCGCUGGAACAGUUGGCAGUACAGAAGCUAAAACUUUACGACGAAAUUGAUCGGACGUACUGUUCGCUGGGAAUGCCUUCGGGAGUCAAUGAGUAUACGUACCGCACCGUAUCGGAGCUGCGCAAGGUGGCGUCCGUGGCAAGCAGCGAGCGCUAUCCGAUGGCGAAGGUACCCGCCCAACAGCCAAGGGAACGCCAGCCGGUACUGAUGGAUGGUAAUUCCACGAGCCAGGAUUACGUGGAUACGAUACGGCGAAUAGAGGAACAGGUGAAGGUUUUACAACGGUUGAAAAACGACACGGGAAGGAAAUCGAAUAACAACCUAAUUGAAUAA
Molecule: messenger RNA, 3384 nt
Organism: Anopheles marshallii
Lineage: Eukaryota; Metazoa; Arthropoda; Insecta; Diptera; Culicidae
Product: TBC1 domain family member 31
Exons: 9
Coding region: 1-3384 (1127 amino acids)
Cellular component (GO): centrosome
Molecular function (GO): protein binding
Source: RefSeq, a predicted model, not a curated record